AGCGGCCUCAGGAGUAGGGGCAGCCCGGGCUGCUCCUUUAAGAAAGUGCCCGCCCCACUCCGCCCUCGGGGAGCCCCGCGGACGCUCCGGCUGAGGGACGGACGGCGGGACGAGCUCGGGAGCCAGCGGCCACAGACAGCUGCCGGACGGACGGGCUCGGACCCGCUCCGGGAGGUCGGGGCUGUGACCUGGAGAAGGGGAGGUCCGCAGGGUCCGUCACCCCGAAGCCCCUUGAAGGCUGAGCUCCCGAGCUCCCAGGGUGCCGGCUUCUCCUCUGAGGAACUGUGGGAAGCAAGCAUCCCGCCCACAGCCCCCGAACACGUGCCUCCUGUUCCAGGCCCGGGUCCGGCUCGAGCAUCACUCCCCUCUUCGGGCGCUUCUGACAGAGAUGUGAUCGUGUUCCCGCCGCCCGCCAGGAAGAAGCUCCUCGGACUUGGUGCCCCGGCCCGGGCCCGGCCUGCCCCCACUGGCCAUGACCUGCGACCGACGGGCGGCUUCCUCUUUCCGGUACGGCGUGACCAUCACGGGGGCCGUGGUCCUGGUCACCGGCACGCUCUGCUUCGCCUGGUGGAGCGACGGGGACGGGGCGGGCCCCGGGACGAGGGCCGCCCCCCCGGCCGGCACCGCGCCCCCCCCGGGCGCCCCCCCGAGCGCGCUGCUGAGGUCCGUCAGCUUCUUCUGCUGCGGCGUCGGGGGGAUGCUCCUGCUCUGGGGCCUGCUCUGGUCGGCCAAGGCCAACGUGCGCGCGGCCCCCCGCUUCUACCGCAGCCGGCUCCCCGCGGACCUGGGCUACUUCGCAGCCGAGCCCGCCCACAAGUGGAGCUCCAGCAGUUGGUCGUCUACCUCUGUGCCCACCUAUGAGAUGGCCGUGACCCGUAGCCCCCCUGUCCCAGAAGAGGAGGAGAACGGACCGCCCCCGUACAGCGGGGCUCACGGCCCGAGACCGGCAGGACUGAUGCGAAGCAUCUCCGACGGGGCGCUGCUCGUGACUCCCCAGCCGGAACCGUGGAGGAACCAAGGGACGGCCUGGGUCAGCCCCCCACCCAGCUACGAGAGCCUCGACGCCCGCGGCCUGUGACGCACGGCCAGCCCGAGCCAAGCUCUCUUUUUAGAUGCUCGAUCACCAGGCGGAGGCUGCCCGGGAGCCCCCAGGGAGGCGUUCCGACCCAGGCCGGUCUCCGUCCCUCCCCGGGGACCAUCUCCGGGAGACAAGGGAGGCUACGCUGGGCUCGAGUCCAAGCUUCGGGCUUAGCUCCUCGCUGGGCCGCUGACUCGGGUGGGACUUGGCCCAAUGCUUCGCCUCCCUUAUUUUUUCUUUGAUGAAAAAUGGGAAUUUUAGUCCCUGUCCUCUAGACCCUGGUGGAUGUUGGGAACAUCAGUGAGAAAACUGAGCUGAAAAUAACUUAGUAAACCAGAAUACGAUAGAGAUGGGAGGGGUCUGUUCCAGAGAAGCAGCGGAGGGUGGGGGGGUCAGUGUCUCUGUGACCCCUCAUUUGCUACAUUUCAUCGCUCUUCCCCCACCAACUCCCAGGAGACAAAACGGAGAGAAGAAAAGGACCCGGAACAAA
Messenger RNA from Antechinus flavipes (yellow-footed antechinus), 1568 nucleotides. RefSeq names its product transmembrane protein 61 (gene TMEM61). The coding region runs from base 473 to 1078 and encodes 201 amino acids. The record is from RefSeq and is a predicted model, not a curated record. The transcript is spliced from 4 exons. Lineage: Eukaryota; Metazoa; Chordata; Mammalia; Dasyuromorphia; Dasyuridae.